Molecule: messenger RNA, 1521 nt
Organism: Penicillium taxi
Lineage: Eukaryota; Fungi; Ascomycota; Eurotiomycetes; Eurotiales; Aspergillaceae
Product: threonine--tRNA ligase MST1
Exons: 2
Coding region: 1-1521 (506 amino acids)
Biological process (GO): threonyl-tRNA aminoacylation
Cellular component (GO): cytoplasm
Molecular function (GO): threonine-tRNA ligase activity; ATP binding
Source: RefSeq, a predicted model, not a curated record
AUGCGCCCACUCACACGGCUCCAACCGCGUCUUUGCACGGGGUUUAUUACUCGGUGGAAUCUACGACAGCCACAACGAGCUCAGUGGCUGUCAACCACUGUAAAGCGCAAUUGCUCUUGUGCUGAAGCAGCCAACAACCCAAGCGGAGCUCCAACACUACCAGCCAACGACCAUCGAGCUUUGGGUAUAUCCCAGGAGCUAUUUACUUCGUCUAUAUACAGUCCUGGAUCUCCUCUUUUCCUGCCAAAUGGCACACAUGUCAUAAAUAAACUCAUUUCCUUCCUCCGCACCCAAUACCUUCAGUACGGUUUCCGCGAGGUCCUAACCCCGACCAUCUACAAAAAGUCACUAUGGGAGAUAUCUGGCCAUUGGCAAAACUACAAAGAUGACAUGUACGAGGUCACUGGUCGGGGUGCUACCGGUGAGACAGACGGAGAAGUCGGCGAAGACGAGUCAUAUGGCCUGAAGCCAAUGAACUGUCCAGGCCACUGCCUACUGUACAAGUCGCAAAAAUACUCAUACCGCGAUCUGCCUGUGCGAUAUGCCGACUUCAGCCCACUUCAUCGGAACGAAGUCUCUGGGUCGCUCACAGGUCUGACCCGCGUGCGUCGAUUCCACCAGGAUGACGGCCACAUCUUCUGCCGGCCACAGCAGAUCAAGUCGGAGAUUGCUUCAGCUUUGGGAUUUGUGGAUAUGGCUAUGAAGACAUUCGGACUAGGCCCGGCUCGACUGGUUCUCUCGACUCGACCGGAGACAGACUACAUUGGAACCUUAGAAAUGUGGGAGAAUGCAGAGAACCAGUUGCGGCAAGCAUUGGACAGCACUGGGCGCGAAUGGGCUUUAAAUGAUGGUGAUGGUGCUUUCUAUGGACCAAAAAUUGAUAUUCAGCUUCAAGAUCAGGCUGGCAAAUUUCACCAACUCUCGACAAUUCAACUGGAUAUGAACCUUCCUCAACGGUUUGGACUCGAGUACCAAGUCGCCGAGGGUGAAGAGGACUAUAAUCCAACUACUCCCGGAGUAGCUACCCCCGUCAUGAUACACCGUGCCAUCUUCGGCUCCCUUGAGCGGUUUUUGGCACUUCUCAUUGAGCACCAAGGAGGACAUUGGCCAUUUUGGCUGUCUCCGCGACAGGCUAUCAUCUUGACUGUCAACCAGGACGAAGCGGUCAUUCACCAAGCGCAAAAAGCAGCGGCUGACUUUGCCGGAUUCCGUGCUUUUGCUCAUGAUAGUACAUCGGAGUCGCCGCGCCCGCUUUCAUCGGUUGAUUCCACUUUCCUCGUUGACGUUGACACCAGCGCUCAAACCCUUAGCAAGAAGAUCCAGCGUGCCAAACAGAUGAAGUAUAAUUUGAUAUUCAUUCUAGGCUCUCGGGAUAAUAAGACAGAUGCGUACGUGAAAGAGUUCCAUACUCUCAUUCAAAACCAGCUGGGUGACGACGCCAAGAAAAAUCCACGAGCUGUCAAACUCAAGCUGGACCAAGUCCAUCCACUGUUGGUGCAGUUUGAGAAGAACUUCAUAUAA